Molecule: messenger RNA, 2610 nt
Organism: Sorex fumeus (smoky shrew)
Lineage: Eukaryota; Metazoa; Chordata; Mammalia; Eulipotyphla; Soricidae
Gene: GARIN5B
Product: golgi associated RAB2 interactor family member 5B
Exons: 9
Coding region: 46-2610 (854 amino acids)
Cellular component (GO): nucleus
Source: RefSeq, a predicted model, not a curated record
UCCCUGCCCCUCGGAGACCCCCCCCCCCAACUCUCCGCCGCCACCAUGAACCGCUUCUGGAAAUCACGGUUCCUGGAAUCACUCCCUCGAACCCCGAAGUGGGUCCCCAUCCUCGGCGAGCUGCAGAAGACCCUGCAGAAGGGCGAGUACCUGCCCCUCGGCCCGCUGCCCAUGUUCGAGAGUAACUUUGUCCAGGUGACCAACAGAGGGUGCCCCGUUUACGUGCACCACCGGCCCAACAGGGUGACCAUAGGCGUGGCCGCCUCCCUGCCUGGACUCCUGUUGCCCGACCUGCUUCUCAUCGGCCAGCCCCCGGACCGCGAACACCCCAGCUUGGUCCUCACCAGGAUGAUACCGCUGGGCCUGGCACACCUGUACGUGCACGAACUGGCCACCUGGCGCCUGAAGCUGCGCCUGGUCACUGGCCGUUACUACUACCUCGAGCUGGACGCUCCUAGCCGUGAGGCAAGUUUCCUGUUCAACCGCUGGAUCCGCCUCAUCCACCAGCUGCAGGAGCCAGCCCCUGCCUGGGCCCCCCAAGUGGACCUCAACCUCACCACCGCUCCCCCUUCUACUUGGCGCCUCCAGGAUCAGGAGGACCCCUGCAAACAUUCAGCGGUGGUCCUGGAGCCCACCUUUCCGUUCUCGGCGCUGGCAUCACCACACAGACAGAGGAAGGUCAAGACACUCCAGCGCAGGUUCAGGUCCCAGGCAGUGGGCGACUCGGUGCCUCUCGUUUGGUCACAAAAGCUGGAGGAGCCCAAGACCACCAAGAAGAAAGGCGAAGAGAAGGCGUCUCCAGGUGUCUACCUGCCUACAUCUCAGCGCCAUGUCCAAGUUUCCGAAAAACACAGCGUCACCAUCCAGACCAUCUUUAGCAUUGUCUCCGACACCAUCAACAAACAGUCCUCGACCAAGGCACCUAGACCCCAGGGGGGUCUCCCGGUCGGCCCCCCUGAUGACAAGAACAUCAGCUCCAUGGGGGGUUUAGUGGAACCCUCAGAGCACUGCAUUCCACCCAACAAGCACGACUUGUCCAUGCUGGGCUCCUAUGACCACCUCAAUCGACACCUGUGGCAGCAAGGUCUGGAGGAGCUCAUGGACCCCGAAUCCAGCAGCGUGACCUCUUCCUCCUUGGACCAGUUUGCAGACUCUCCUGCCUUCCAGGAGACCAAGCCCAUCCCCCACUCCCAUAAGCACCUAGACAAGGGCUGGCUGUCUAGGCCCCUGAAGAAAACGGGAGCACCACCCAUGAGAAAGACCCCUUCUGUGCCCACCACCUUCUACAACGCACCUGUGCUCCUCGACCAGUCCCAGAAAGCCCCAGCCCAGAAGGCCCUGCCUGUAUCGGCCCUCCGGAAAGAGCGGGACCUACCCUGCCCAUCACACAAGGCGCUGUCCAUGAGGCCUGUGCUCCUGAAGGGCCCUGAACCCUCUGAGCCGCACAGGGUGGAUGCUCACCACAAGGGGGCGUGCUACCUCUCCAACAAGCAGAAAUCAGCCUUCCAGGCCACCUCAAGGCUGUGGGCAAGGAGCCGGCACCCUGAGGCCUCCCCCCCCAGCAAGGCCUGUGUGAAUCAACAGGUUCUGAGUAGCAACAAGGAGGAUAAGGAGCAGAGGGGCAAGAAGAAAGGGCCCCCAGAGGCAAGGAGCAAGUGGGCGCCCCCUGCCCUCAGGCCCUCGCCCAGGUCGGUGGUGGAAUUGGAGGCACUGCCACCCCACCGUGGGCAGGGGCAAAACCUGGAGGGCCAGAAUGUUGAGGGGAGGAUGGGAGAUGAGGCGCUUGGCGCCCCAAGAAAGACCUACAUGGAUAGGACUGGCUUCUGGCCAUGCGCACAGCACCAGAAGUGGGACAAGCGUCCAGUGCUGGCCGUGGCCCCACUAGAGCAGGGCAGACCCUUCUCUGCUGAGGGCCUGGCCAUGGCCAAACUCAUCAUCAUGGCCCAGUCAGUGGACCAGCAGACGGCAGCUCCAAGUGAGUCCACAGCGCCGUACUGGCUGUCUGUUGCCCACCUGCGAGCUGUGUCCAUGAAGGGCCAGAACUCCCUGAAGGACAGGUCGCCCAGGUUGCUCACGAAGACGGUGCUGCUGGCCUCUAAAGCCCAGGAGGGCAACACGGUUUCCAUAGGGACAGGGGAGGACCUGCCCAGAGACCAGGGAGAGGCUCCCGCCCCGCCCUCUCAUGCUCGGGGGGUCGCCCCUGGCCCAAAGAUGCCCAUCUCCAAGGCACCCAUUCCUCUGCCCCAGUCCACAUGGGAGGAGGUUCCCCCCACUCCCACCUCACAGACCCCCAUCAGCCAGUUGAAGGAGAGGGUGUCCCAUUUCAAGAAAGGCUCCCAGGGGCCGAAGCCUGAGUCCCCGCAGUCCGUUGUGGCCACGGUGGGCUCCAGCUCCCAGACUUUCUUCCUCCGGUCACUCACGGAGAUGCAUAGCAAGACGGAAUUGACCACUGUGAAGGAGACAGAGGCACAGAAAAACGAGGCACCUGAAAGCAAGAAGGAAUUGGCCACGGCGAAGGAGGAGAUGGAGCCACAGAAAGACGAGUCACCUGGACAGAAUUUAGGAGCUUCUGCGCCUUUGCUCCACAGGUAUUUGAGGGUUGGUGGCUGA